This is a messenger RNA of Pyrus x bretschneideri (Chinese white pear), 1070 nucleotides long. RefSeq names its product exosome complex component RRP41 homolog. The record is from RefSeq and is a predicted model, not a curated record. Gene Ontology annotation, biological process: U4 snRNA 3'-end processing; poly(A)-dependent snoRNA 3'-end processing; rRNA catabolic process. Gene Ontology annotation, cellular component: nuclear exosome (RNase complex); cytoplasmic exosome (RNase complex); nucleolus. Bases 109 to 834 code for a protein of 241 amino acids. The transcript has 13 exons. NCBI's taxonomy places the organism in Eukaryota, Viridiplantae, Streptophyta, Magnoliopsida, Rosales, Rosaceae.
CACCCUUUGUAAAACCCCAGGCGGCACUCUCUAAACCCUCCACUGUAUUCUGAAUCUCAACUCUUCUCCUUGUAAAAUCUGCAGUUGUUCUUCUCAGUUCUCACCCAGAUGGAGUACGUGAGCCCAGAAGGUCUUCGCUUAGAUGGUCGGCGGCCCAUGGAAAUGAGACAAAUUCGAGGAGAGAUUGGUGUUGUGGACAAAGCUGACGGUUCUGCUGUGUUUGAGAUGGGGAACACCAAAGUCAUUGCUGCAGUAUAUGGCCCUAGAGAGGUCCAAAAUAGGAGCCAACAGAUGAAUGACAGGGCACUGGUGCGAUGUGAGUACACCAUGGCAAAUUUUAGUACUGGAGAUCGCAUGAGGAAGCCAAAGGGUGAUAGACGAUCCACAGAGAUUUCUCUUGUUAUUCGGCAAACCAUGGAAGCAUGCAUUAUGACACAUUUAAUGCCUCGGACUCAGAUUGAUAUUUUUGUGCAAGUUCUCCAAGCAGAUGGAGGUACUAGAUCUGCAUGUAUCAAUGCUGCAACCCUGGCCCUUUCAGAUGCUGGAAUUCCAAUGCGUGACCUUGUUACUUCCUGUAGUGCUGGCUACCUUAAUAGCACACCUCUACUUGAUUUAAACUAUGUAGAAGAUAGUGCUGGAGGCGCUGAUGUCACUUUAGGCAUUAUGCCAAAGUUGGACAAAGUGACUCUUCUUCAGAUGGAUGCUAAAUUACCAUUGGACAUUUUUGAAAAUGUAAUGCAACUUGCAAUCGAGGGCUGCAAGGCAGUUGCAACAUAUAUUCGAGAAGUAUUACUAGAGAAUACAAAGCAAUUGGAGUAUCGCCGAGGCACGUAGUUUCAAAUCAUGGUUUAUAGCUGUUCUUAUGAAGUUUGACGGCAGUUAUAUCAUGGAGACGGUGUUUGAUGGAGGAAGUAGGCUUAAAAUUAAACACAUUCAGUCGAGUAUCCCCAACCAGAGAGCUGUUUUAAGAUUCUGAAAAUUGUAUCUGUAACAUCUACGACAUGGCUCUUCUUGUAAAUGAAUAUUCUGAGUAACAGAUUUUAUAUCAAAGAAGAUCCGUUUAUUUCAAA